CUUCUUAGGAGCGUUUUCUAAUAGAUAACAACGGUGACAGGAUCAAUAUGCAACAUAAAAAAAAAUAAGCUAAAACGUUUUGUAAUCACGGAAAUUCUGGCACACGUUGUGUGCGUGUGCGUAUGUAUGUGAAUGUGUAAGAGUUUUCGUAUAUUUGGGCGUUUUUUUAACGUCCGGUUCAACCCCAACAAACACCACCACCAGCAACAGGAACACCAUCCAUGCCAGCGUAAAUAUUAGCUCAAUACAUAUUGUCCAGGCAUUGUUUUUAUAUCUGGACGCUCUUAACGCCGUUAAUCUAUAUCUGUCGUGUUUUAAGGAUCCUCACUACAAAAAGAUGCUUUUCUUGACUCUCUUGUCACUGCUCCUACUUUCUGAGUGUGAAUCAAUGAGUGUCAAGGAAUAUUCUUCACUUCCAGAAAACCUGAAGACGAAGGAUAAAGAUGAUAACCAUGGAGGAAUUAAAAUGGGUGUUGUUUCCAAAUUUUGUGAUGAUGGCAAGGUCUACCUUGAUGUGGAUCUCAAGGAUUCUACCAUUGGUUAUAAGUGCGAAUAUGAUAUUAACCAUGCAAAUCAAGUGCCUUUCUACGAAGUCUCAUCGGAUGAAGAGGAGGAUCCACCAAUCCAUGUUUGCCUGCCGGAAAACAUCACAUAUGACAAAGACAUACCAACAUCUGGAAGUCACCGACCUCUGUGGCCAAUAUAUGGAGGUUAUAAGUACUUGCCACCACAGCGAUGGUUACAUUCACUUGAGCAUGGUGCAGCUGUAUUCUUAUAUCAUCCAUGUGCCGAUAAAGUUAAUAUUAGCUAUUUUAAAAGAAUAGCUUUUGGUUGCUUAAAAAAGAUUAUUGUGACUCCAUCAAGUAAGGUACCAAAGAGUAGGCCAUUUGUUGUUGUGGUAUACAAGAAGAAGUUGCUGAUGAAUACGGUUCAGGAAGACGUGAUUACAAAAUUUCUAGAGACUAAUGACUGGUUUGUUGCUCCAGAACAUAAUGUGUGGACAGAUGGAAUUUACUCACUAGACUUGCAAAAAUCUUCUUAUAAUAACUCCUUGCUUCAAGAUAACUACAAGAACAUAUGUUUAGAGGAAUUCAUCUCAACUAAUACUACUGCUGCUGCUGUUACCACUACUGCUGCUACUACUACUGCAGAUAAUAAUAACAAUACUAAUUAUUCUUUUCAAAAAUUGUAAUUAUGAUAAUAACGAUAAUAAUAAUGAUAAAGAUUGUCAUGAUGAUUUUUCUUUUUGCCACCUGGGCACUAUGAUACAGAAACAUUUAAAAGGAAAGAAUAAAGAAAACACUAUCUCAUAAAAAAUAUAAUUAUGGUGGUGCUAAUAAAUUAUUUUGAAAAAGCAUAA
Octopus bimaculoides (California two-spot octopus) is the source of this 1360-nucleotide messenger RNA. RefSeq lists its product as uncharacterized. Gene Ontology annotation, cellular component: cytoplasm. NCBI's taxonomy places the organism in Eukaryota, Metazoa, Mollusca, Cephalopoda, Octopoda, Octopodidae. The record is from RefSeq and is a predicted model, not a curated record.